AUGUGGAAAAUUUCGGUGUCUCUUAUGUUCAAUAAUUACUCGAAAAUUUCCUCGCCCAUGAUAAAACUAAAUUUCCAAUCAACUGCGCAAAGAUCGAUCGUCUCGACUCCAUUACAUCGUCACCAUUUCAAAUCAAUUAUAAGAUCCAUAAUUUCAACUCGAUUGCAUCGUCACAAAUAUACCACAACUUCUGAUGAUGACUCAUCUCUAUUAUCUUCACCAUCCAGCGAUGACACCACAAUCUCAACUCGUCAAAAACGAAUUGCACGACUCUUAUACCAAUCACGUAAACGAGGAAUCCUAGAAACUGAUUUAUUAUUAUCGACAUUCGCAUCUGCACAUCUUUCAUCGUUGAAUGACAAACAGUUAGACGAAUAUGAGUCGUUGGUGACGAUACCUGACUGGGAUAUUUAUUAUUUGGCUACUGGUAAAAAAAUGGUUGAUCAAGUUGAGGUCAUUCGUUCUGGUAUUAUACGAUUGAAUCCUAGUAGUAAUAAAGAUGAUGACGUCAAUGAGAAUAUAGAAUUAUGGAGGAAUAGUGAAAUUUUGACAAUGCUACGUGAUCAUGUAAAGAAUAGAAUUUCUGUUGUUGAGAAUGAUAAGGAAAGAAAAAAGGCGGGUGUAUUGAGGAUGCCGGAUUUAAAGUUCGAUUAG
Ambispora gerdemannii is the source of this 654-nucleotide messenger RNA. The record is from the annotation of a GenBank genome assembly. Lineage: Eukaryota; Fungi; Glomeromycota; Glomeromycetes; Archaeosporales; Ambisporaceae.